AAUGACAGGGUUACAUAAAUGGCAAGCUUAUGCGUGUUGCUUAUUUCCUGUUUCCAGUUGCAGGCAUUCACAGGAGCGGGAUUUCGUUAGAGAUCCGGGCUCACUGUACGACGAACACAACCGGACACUUAGCAGUUAAAAUGGGAACCAUCGCUAAAGUGCUGCUGGCGAGUAUCUGCGUAGUUUUCCUGGCUGUGAAGUGGAAGGCGCCCACCUUGGAUGCAGAAUCUCUCCGAGGGGCCAGGGUGUUGGUGACUGGGGCCAGUACAGGCAUCGGUGAACAAAUAGCGUAUCAUUACGCCCGCUUCGGAGCCCGAGUUGUUAUUACAGCAAGAAGGGAGAAAGUCUUACAGCAGGUGGCAGAGAACUGCACAAGAUUGGGAGCCCAAGAAGCGCUUUACAUAGCUGCCGACAUGAGCAGCGAGCAAGAUCCUGAAAAAGUGGUGGAGUUUGUGCUGGAAAAGCUUGGAGGGUUGGAUUAUCUGGUUCUCAACCACAUCGGCACGAGCCACUUCAGAAUGUGGGAUGGAGAUGUGGAAUACUUCGAGUGGCUGAUGAAGGUCAAUUUAUUCAGCUAUGUUCAGAUGGCUUCGAAGGCUAUGGACGCUCUUGAGCAAAGUAAAGGAUCACUGGUGGUCAUUUCAUCACUUUUGGGCAAAGUGGCAAGUCCCUUUAUGGCACCAUAUUCAUCAACAAAAUCAGCCUUGAAUGGUUUCUUUAGGGCGCUCCACCAUGAGCUGUCACUGAAGAAGAGCAACGUGUCCGUCACUAUAUGCACUCUUGGGUUCAUCGAUACUGAUGCCGCCAUGGACAAAGUCGGGAAACUCACUGAUGUGCCGGCGGCCUCUGCCACAGAUGCAGCCUUGAACAUUGUCAUUUCAGGAGCUCUGAGAGAGGAAGAGCUCUUUUACCCUUGGAGCACCUACCUUGUGACUCUCACCAAAGACUGGUACCCUCCUAUCACGAACCAUAUCAUGCAGAGCAUAUUCAAGUAUGAACCAUGACAAAAAUAUGAACCUCAAUAUUUUUGUAAUAUAGUGUAUUAGGGUCAUUUUAGAUUUUUAAAAAUGACAAAAUAUGAGCUGGGAUAUUCUUUAUUCCCACCAUUGCCUUGUUAAUUUGACUUAAUUUUAAGAUAAUAUCUUUUUAUAUUUGUUUUACAUAUUCCCUAUUAUAAUCUCAGGGAAUAUAAACACUGCUGAAAAAAAAACCUUGAUCCUCACAUUACAACACCUAGUCAGUUAAACUUCAGGGAUAUCAGUCUGUCCAUUAAGGAACCACUAGUGAUUGUGAAUCAGUUUCACUGCUCUGGUGCAAAUGGAAGUGACAACAGGCGCAAUGGAGAAGCAAAAGCAAAAUAACCCCCAAAACAGAUUUUACAUGUUGUGGCCACAGACACUUGUUUUCUCCUUCCCCUUCCUGAAUGAGUCUUCGCUAGUUUUGUGUUCUGCUGGUGUCCUUGUCACUGCUGGUAGCAUGAGGCGGUAUCUGCAGCCCGAUUAGGUUGCACAGGUAGUCCUGCUCCUCCAGGACGGCACGUCUAUACGUGCCGUCACAAGGUUUGCUGUGUCUCCCAGCACAGUCUCAAAAGCUGGUAGGAGUCACCAGGGGAUUGUUGUUGAGGAGAACUGGAUAGGGCCGUAAAAGGGCAUCAACCCAGCAGCAGGACCGGUAACUACAAAAUUACCUCCAGAAGACCAAACCGUCAGAAACAGACUCCAUGAGGUUGCAUGAGGGCCCUGCAGCCUCUAGUGGGACCUGUGCUCACAGCCCUGCAGCGUGCAGCUCGAUUGGUAUUCGCCAGAGAACACUAUAGGGUUAGGUCCACCAUUGGCGCCCCUUCUCUUCCCAUAUGAGAGCAGGUUCACGCUGAGCACAAGUGAAACGCAUGAAAGAGUCUGGAGGCGCUGUGGUGAACGUUAUGCUGCCUGUAACAUCAUCCAGCAUGACCGGUUGGGCGUUGGUUUAGUGAUGGUCUGGUGAGGCAUAUCCUUUGAGGGUCGCACAGACUAUACUAUAGGCGACCUAAAUCCAAUUGAGAACCCAUCAAGUACCGCCACACACUGUCCAGGAGCUCACUGACGUUGUGAUCCAGGUCUGGGAGGAGAUCCCUCAGGAUACCAUCCGUAGACUCAUCAGGAGCAUGCCCAGAUGUAGUCAGGAGGCAAUACACACUACUGAGUCACCGUAUGAGUUACUGUGAUGAAAUUCAUGCAAGUUGGAUCAACCUGUAAUAUCCAUUUUUUGCUUACAUUUUCUAUACGGUCUUGAGUCCAGCCCUUAGUGGCUUCAUGAUUUUGGUUUCCAUGGACCGUUGUUACGUAAUUUUUCUCCUCAAUGUACAUCAGUAAAGAUGUUGAACUUGAAUAAUUCAUUAGUCAAGAUCUGAUGUGUGAUUUAAGUGUUCCCUUCAUUUUUUUGAGCAGUGUAGAUUUUCUGUAAAUUUGUGAGCUUCUUUAAUGUUUCAAAAAUAUUACUCCCCCCUCAGCUCUUUUUUUUAUACCAUAAAAUGGCCCUAAAGGACUGAUUUUGACAUAAUAUGUAUAAUGUAGUGAUAUAUUUUUGACAUGAGCAUGGGCACGUCUUCCUAUGACUGCUGUCGUCCACUUCCCAAAUGUAUCCAUUAUGUUGUGGUUGACCCAAAUUCUUUAUCUUUAACAAUUGAAAAAAAAAAAAUCCUCACAGCUGAACUGAUGAAGUUAAUUUGUAUACAAAGCAUUUUGUAGACAGAUAGCAUCACAUUGCUUUGUUUUGGUGGCAUCUGUCAUUGCAGCCUCAUGUACUCUGAGAUAAACUCCAAACCAGUGUUAUUUAAAAGACUAUUUUUCGUAGCAGCCCUUGCUUGUACCAAAUCAUGUAUUAAAAAAAGUUUAAACUAUCUGACACACUUAAAAGUAAUAUGUAUGCAAUCAAUACUAUAAGUGUUGAGGAAGAGAAUGCGUAGUACUUUAUAUGUCCACAUGAGGGCAGUAGUACUUAAGUCAUGAACAGAGAUUACCUCCUGAAGUCCAUACCCUGUUGAGUGAAAUAAAUCAUCUUAAAGGAAGACCAUCAUGGACAUUUAUUUGUUCCGAAAUAAUAAAGAAUGGUGCUUGAAAGAAUGUCUUCAGAUUUAUUUAUUAACUUUGACUUAACUCUCAUCAACAUAUCAAUCCUCACCCACCCUGUUCCUCCUCUUAAUGUAUCCAUUAUGUUGUGGUUGACCCAAAUUCUUUAUCUUUAACAAUUGAAAAAAAAAAAAUCCUCACAGCUGAACUGAUGAAGUUAAUUUGUAUACAAAGCAUUUUGUAGACAGAUAGCAUCACAUUGCUUUGUUUUGGUGGCAUCUGUCAUUGCAGCCUCAUGUACUCUGAGAUAAACUCCAAACCAGUGUUAUUUAAAAGACUAUUUUUCGUAGCAGCCCUUGCUUGUACCAAAUCAUGUAUUAAAAAAAGUUUAAACUAUCUGACACACUUAAAAGUAAUAUGUAUGCAAUCAAUACUAUAAGUGUUGAGGAAGAGAAUGCGUAGUACUUUAUAUGUCCACAUGAGGGCAGUAGUACUUAAGUCAUGAACAGAGAUUACCUCCUGAAGUCCAUACCCUGUUGAGUGAAAUAAAUCAUCUUAAAGGAA
Platichthys flesus (European flounder) is the source of this 3611-nucleotide messenger RNA. It is a transcript of the gene hsd11b1la, whose product is annotated as hydroxysteroid (11-beta) dehydrogenase 1-like a. Gene Ontology annotation, cellular component: intracellular membrane-bounded organelle. Gene Ontology annotation, molecular function: oxidoreductase activity. The record is from RefSeq and is a predicted model, not a curated record. Lineage: Eukaryota; Metazoa; Chordata; Actinopteri; Pleuronectiformes; Pleuronectidae. The transcript has 6 exons. Bases 30 to 1004 code for a protein of 324 amino acids.